Molecule: messenger RNA, 2645 nt
Organism: Thunnus maccoyii (southern bluefin tuna)
Lineage: Eukaryota; Metazoa; Chordata; Actinopteri; Scombriformes; Scombridae
Gene: cdkn1bb
Product: cyclin-dependent kinase inhibitor 1Bb
Exons: 3
Coding region: 416-973 (185 amino acids)
Biological process (GO): negative regulation of cell population proliferation; regulation of cell cycle; G1/S transition of mitotic cell cycle
Cellular component (GO): nucleus; cytoplasm
Molecular function (GO): cyclin-dependent protein serine/threonine kinase inhibitor activity; protein-folding chaperone binding
Source: RefSeq, a predicted model, not a curated record
ACCACCUCCACCUCCACCACCACCCACCCCACACCCCCCGAGUCAACCUCCCCUCUCAAUCCCAAGUACAUCUCUCAAUCGCCAUAUUGGGUACUGAGAAGGUCUGUCUGCAGUUUCUCUCACUACGGGACGAAACUGACAGAGCGGAUUCAGUUCCUCUGCAGUUGUUUUGAUGAUCCGCGGAGACGACUUUCAGCUUGAAAACACCGCGGCCGUUACCGUUUCCAGCUCGACGUAUGCAUGGCAUAAGUCGUUUUACGCUUGUUUUGGAUCUUGCUCAGCGACGAGGAGAUAGCCGUUGUAUUUGAGCGGUGUGUGUGUGUUGUUUUUUUUUUUUUUUUUUUUUUUUUUUUUUUGCUUGUGAAAACCUGGACGCUCCCGGCUGUUUGAAAAAAUUUCUCUUUCUUUGGGGAAAAUGUCAGAUGUUCGACUUUCAAACGGGAGCCCGACGUUGGAGCGGACGGACCCCAGGGUGUCGGAUCACCCGAAACCGUCAGCGUGCAGAAGCCUCUUCGGCUCGGUGGAUCACGAAGAGUUAAAGAGGGAUUUAAAGGGACAUCUGCGGGAGAUGGACGAGGCUGCCUCCGCCAAGUGGGGCUUCGACUUCGCCAAUCACACGCCGCUGGCCAACGGCAGGCUCGAGUGGGAAUUAGUGGAUUGUAGAGACGUCCCGGAUUUCUACACUAGGCAGCCGCGGAGGGAGAAGGGCGUCUGCUCCGCUGGGAAUAACAAUGUGGAUCUAAACGGGAAUCAUAACUGUGUUGUGGUGGCUCCGAGCGAAGACAACGAGAGGUCUGACGGGCAGAUGGAGUGCACGGAGCAGUGCACCGGGCUGAGGAAAAGACCUGCACGUCACGACCCCUCGGCCCAAAGUAAGAGGUCACACACCAGCUCAGAGGAGGUUAGUUGUCCGAGCAGGAGCCACUCUGCAGAACACACACCCAGAAAGACCAGUCCCAAGAGGCAAACGUGAGGACGAGAGGACGAGCCGAAGAUGUAUUUCCCUUUUUUACAUGGGGAAACCUCAGUGUUGGCCGAUUUUUUUUCGGAAGAGGAACUACACAGCAUCAGAAACAUAUCAACUCUCCUGAAGACGGGGGAGGACGCUGUUGAAGCACUGAAUAGAAACACUAAAGUUGUGGCACUCAAUUAAAGUUACUGCCUCUAAAAGCAGUCAAUGUAGCAGUGUGCAAUUAGGUUUGAUUUCCUUUUUUGCUCCUUUUUUUUACUACCUGUGUGUAAAUAAAUAUAUAUUAUAUUUCUCUCCAUAUGUAGCACAUAAGAAAACAUUAUGAUUUGAAAACAAAUCCUUUAUGUAAAAAGGUGUGAAUUUUGAUUUGACUUGAAGAAUUGCAGUGUAGUUUGAUAAAUGUUUCCAAAAUGCUGUUCUGUUUUUUUUUUUUUUUCCUUUUUCUUUUUUUUUCUUAUAGGCAGUGUGACUUUGACACGGUCCCUUACUGCUACAAUUUCAAAAAAAAACAAAAAAAAAAAACACAAAAUCAUGGCUUCUUACAGUUUCUUAACAGUGUCUCUUCACUCCGUCAUCUUCCUAACUCAGCAGUGAAGAACGGUACAAAUGUAGCUCAUCUGUUACUUUUUUAUUUUUCCUUCCUCUGGUCAUUUCAGUGUCACCAAGUGCAGGUUCUCCUUUUACAUCUAUUUCCCCAGGAAAUCAACACAGGAAAAAAAAAAAAAAGUAAUAUUUCUGUUAGGACUAUCUUUAAAUCACCCGGUAUUUAUUUUGUGAUAGAGAUGCUUUUUUUUGCAUCAGUUGAAUCCUGGAAUAUGAGCUUCUUCUUCUUUUUUUUUUUUUUUUUUUUCUUAAGUUUUCCUGCACACCUCAGCCACAUUGUAAUGGUGUGAUUGAUUUCCUCUGGAGUUGUGAGGUACUCAGAUAUUGAAGGACAAAGACCAUACAAACUGCACAGGUUGUGUUGUAAAUUCAUCCUCUCACUGACUGUAUUCCUAUUGUUUCGACAGCCUUUUAAUGCUCUGCAGAGAGGAGGGUUUUUCUGAAAUGGGUUGAAUGUCCUACAAUACCAAAUACAUGGUUGCUUCAGUAUGGUUGCCAGCACUGCCAGUGCUCCUUAAUUGACUUCACAUUGUAUUACUUUGUGAUAACCUAGACUUAAAUCUACAUUUAUGUUUGUACUUUUUUUUUUUUUCUUUUUUUUUUCACCAAUGUUGUUAGCCUGCUGAGGAUGCAAAUGUGAGCAUCUAAAAGCUUCCCUUUAUUUUGCCUAAAGUGUGGGUUAUAUUCAAAGAGACCAGUGUACAGCUGGAUGGAGAGAGGAAACAGCUUGUCUCAGAAAUGCAGUCACCAUGCCUGUGUAUUUGUGUAAAUCUUUGCAAUGUACCUAUGUACAUAAUUUUGUAAAAACACUGAGAAAUUAUACUAACUUAUUUAUGUCAAGCUUUUUUAAUGUAGAAUAAAAAAUGGGUUUUUGAUUACGGUUAUCCAAAGUGGCAUUUACUUUAUUAUAAUUGUCUUAUUUUGUAAAAGCAUAUUUUUGGUAGUUUUUUUUUUUUUUUUUUUUUUUUCUUAUCAAUAAGGUUGCAAACUGAGCCUGAUAAAAUAUUUGAUGUGCAUUUUGUAAUGUGUGGUUAUAAAAUGUGUUGCAAUCAAUUAAAAAGAUAAAAUUAAA